CUCUAGUAGGAAAGCUUCUAGUCUUCUUCUUCGUCUUCUUCUUCUCAAAAAGCUUAUUCUCAUGCUAAAUUCAACCUUGGGUCUAUACAAAUCUACUCCAUAUUGUCCUUCUUUUCCUCAUACUCAAUCUUUACCACACCGUCAGUUCAUUAUCUCUCUCACUCACUCUUCUCAUCUACCUGUAUAGCCCUCUGUAAAAAAAAGAAUCUGGGAAUCUUUCUUCCAGUCACCGUCCCUACCUCUCCUUAUCCCCAAAGGAAGCUGAUCUACAGAAUUCUUCUCUUUCCCUUUUGAAUUCUUUGUAAAUGCAGCUUCAAAACCCCAGAAAUUUCACUCCUCCCCAUUCCCUAUUUGCCCACAUUUAGCUCUGACUCUUGAAUCUUCUGGUUCAGCUCGGUAUUGUUAGAGUUCUGCUCGCUCAUUGGGUUUGAGGUUUGGGCUGGUUAGGUUAAGAAGGGAUUAAAUUGAAGCUUGUUGUAAUUAGAAGGGGAGAAAUGGAGAGAUAUGAGCUUGUUAAGGAUAUAGGGUCUGGCAAUUUCGGCGUGGCCAGGCUCAUGAGGAACAAGGAGACGAAGGAGCUUGUGGCCAUGAAGUAUAUUGAAAGGGGACAUAAGAUUGAUGAGAAUGUGGCGCGCGAGAUCAUAAACCACAGAUCUCUUCGACACCCUAACAUCAUCCGAUUCAAGGAGGUGGUUCUCACUCCCACUCACCUUGCCAUUGUCAUGGAAUAUGCAGCAGGUGGAGAGCUCUUUGAACGCAUCUGCAGCGCUGGAAGAUUCAGUGAGGAUGAGGCUAGGUACUUCUUUCAGCAACUCAUUUCAGGAGUCAGCUACUGUCACUCUAUGCAAAUAUGUCAUAGAGAUCUAAAGCUGGAGAAUACACUAUUGGACGGAAGCCCAGCACCGCGCUUAAAGAUUUGUGAUUUCGGCUAUUCAAAGUCAUCUCUGUUGCAUUCGCGCCCAAAAUCUACUGUUGGCACUCCAGCAUAUAUUGCUCCGGAGGUCCUAUCUCGAAGAGAGUAUGAUGGCAAGAUGGCGGAUGUAUGGUCUUGUGGAGUGACACUUUAUGUGAUGUUAGUUGGCGCGUACCCUUUUGAAGACCAGGAAGAUCCCAAGAACUUCAGGAAAACUAUUCAACGUAUAAUGUCCGUGCAGUACAAGAUUCCUGACCACGUCCACAUUUCGCAAGAUUGCAGGAACCUUCUUUCAAGCAUAUUUGUUGCCCACCCAAUGAAGAGGAUAAGCAUCAAAGACAUCAAGUCACAUCCAUGGUUUUUGAAGAAUCUGCCAAGAGAACUAACAGAAGUGGCACAAGCAGCCUAUUAUAGGACAGAAAACCCAGCCUUUUCGCUGCAAAGCGUGGAGGAGAUCAUGAAGAUUGUGGAUGAAGCCAAGACCCCUCCCCGAGUUUCCCGUUCCCUUGGAGCUGGUUUUGGCUGGGAAGGCGAAGAAGACGAGGGGAAAGAAGGAGAAGAAGAAGAUGAUGACUACGACGAGGAUGAUGAUGAUGAUGACGAUGAUGAUGAAGAUGAAUAUGAUAAGCAAGUGAAGCGUGCGCAUGAAAGUGGAGAAGUUCACUUGACUUGAUGCCCAUUCUCAGGUGCUUGUUGAAUUGAAUAAGGCUUGUAAAUCUCUGGUUUGGUACCCAUAGUUGGUUUGAGGGUACUUCUACUUCAAGAAGCAUGAUCUAUGUAGGAUUUGGUUUAGAAUAGAAUUUGACUAAUUGUCUUUUAAGAUAAUAAUAAUAAUACUCCAUCCAUUUUACUACUAAAUUGUGUUUAUACUU
Cuscuta campestris is the source of this 1785-nucleotide messenger RNA. Lineage: Eukaryota; Viridiplantae; Streptophyta; Magnoliopsida; Solanales; Convolvulaceae. The record is from the annotation of a GenBank genome assembly.